AUGCCUUGUCCGACGGUGCGUCCUUGGAAUGUCGUCGUCGGACGGGCUAGACAGGAUGGGUUGUCCGUGGGUGGUUCCUCAUGGAACAUUGGUGGUCGAAGUGAGGGCUGCAUGUCGAAGCCCCCAGGGUGUCCAGAUCGGGCCCUGUCAUUGCCGAUCGGUAGCAUUGGUGUGAGGGGAAAGCAAAGGAGGAGUGGUGGUGGUAGACGGGUAGGGAUGUGGGAUCUACAACCGGAUCGUGAUAUCAGUGGAUGGGUAGUGGCCGGUGUUGGGGGUUGUUGCCGGUUUAUGACCAUCUCAAAAUUGCAUUUGGUGGGUAGGGUGUUGUCUGGUUUUGGCAGCCAGGAAGAAGUGGAGGGGGAUCUUGUGGAGGACGCUUCAAGCAGUGGAAUCGAGUUUGUUGUUGCCACGGCUACCGCCAUUAAAUCCUCUCACGGAAGCUUGAGAUGCUUCCUGAGAACAUUAACAAAGAGGCCUGAGACGCAAAGCAGCACCACCGGGUCUAAAGGCGAGUUGGGUCGGAUCCUCUGCCUCCUCUACGCCACCUACCACCCCAGAAAUCAAUACCUCCUCCACCUCGACUGCUUUGCUUCCCAGACUGACCGUGACCAGUUAGCCCUCAAGGUCCGAUCUGUUCCCAUUUUCAGAGCUGCCCAGAAUGUCCAUCUCAUCGGUAAAGCUGACUUUGUCUACCGAAAAGGGUCGUCUUCGAUCUCGUUCACUCUCCACGGCGCGUCGAUUCUGCUCCGGUUGUCAACCAAUUGGGACUGGUUCAUAAGCUUCACUAUUGAUGACUACCCACUUCUCAAACAAGACGAUCUUCUUCACAUUAUGUCAUUCCUACCCAAAGAUCUGAACUUUGUGAAUCAUUCGAGUUACAUUGGCUGGAAAGAGUCGAAGAGAUUGAAACAGGUCAUUGUUGAUCUGGAGCUUUAUCUUUUUGAGAAAAAUGUGAUGUUCUAUGCGGUACAGAAAAGGGUGUUGCCUAAUGCUUACCGGUUGUUUACAGAUAUUGGAGUUUCUGAGAGAUGGUGACAAAUCUGUGGCAGAGUUGAUGGAUAUUGGGAAACAGUUUCUAGGGAGCAAGUUCUUCGGGGUGUUCAAUAUCUUGAAAGUUAUGGUGCAG
Molecule: messenger RNA, 1126 nt
Organism: Rosa chinensis
Lineage: Eukaryota; Viridiplantae; Streptophyta; Magnoliopsida; Rosales; Rosaceae
Product: beta-glucuronosyltransferase GlcAT14A-like
Exons: 7
Coding region: 1-1035 (344 amino acids)
Cellular component (GO): membrane
Molecular function (GO): glucuronosyltransferase activity
Source: RefSeq, a predicted model, not a curated record